Molecule: messenger RNA, 2277 nt
Organism: Mesorhabditis belari
Lineage: Eukaryota; Metazoa; Nematoda; Chromadorea; Rhabditida; Rhabditidae
Source: the annotation of a GenBank genome assembly
AUGAGAAGAUGGAUCACCGCUCUAUUCUUGCUAUUACGAUUUGCCUUGAUUGGUGCUCAGCUUUGUAAUCCGUUGGCCGGUCUGUUCAAUCUCAAUUUGUUUGGUGGUGGUGGCGGUGGAUGUGGGGGAUGUUGUCCUCCUCCAAUGCCACCCCCAAAUCCGUGUUGUUCAUCUCCAUGUGCCGCACCAGUCUCGGGAUGCGGUGGUGGAUAUCCGAGUGUUUCUUCAUAUCCAUCAUUCUCUCCUCCUUACCCACUACCGGCUUCAAAUUAUGCACCUCCACCACCUCCACCACCUCCGCCGCAAUAUUCAGCCUCACAACAGGUGCCACCAUCGCCUGGUUUUGGCUACGGUGGCUCUGUAGGUGCAGGUGGAUCGAUUCCCACUCAAUUCACCGGUCCCGUCCCGCCAGCUCCUAGCUACGGCCAAUUGCCACAACCACAGCCACAAGCUCAACAACAACCACAACAACUUCCACCAAUUCCACAAGUUCCACCAGCCGCCGGUCCAGCCACAAGUUACAUACUGCAACAGCCCCCACAAAACAACGCUGGGACUGGAGUUUUGAACGCAAAACAAACUCCGUCACAGACAGUUCCAUCCAUUCAAGUUGUGGCUCAACAGAAGGCAAGCAGCUAUGCAGAGGAGUCGGGUUCGGCCAAUCAAAAUGGAGAAGCCACCGAGUAUCAAAAUGAGCGAAAUCAGGAGAAAGAGGAGGAGUACGAUUUGGAGGAGGAACCCGCUCAACCCUACAAACCCCCAUCGAAGCCCGUCUCACCCCCAACCCGCCCCCUUCCUCCACCACCAUCCACCGACUAUCAAGAGGAAGAACAAGAUGAAGAACAUGAGGAACCAAACCAACAAGCUCAACCCAAUAAACCCGAUCAGCGAACCGAUUAUAAACAACCUGAACAGUCACCCCCUCCUACCCAACAAACUUCACCCGAUUAUGUGCUGAACUUCCCUAAGGCGGCCCCGAUCUCUACACCAUCUCCAAGACAACCAAACCCCUAUUCCCCACCGCCCAACCGGCCACCACUUCCGCAAGUAGCCCCUUCACCUCCUUACCAACCACCAGUCGAUACACAAAGCGAAGACGGUGCCGAGUACGAUGAUGAGCUCGAUCAAGCGCCUCAACCUGCUCAAAUCAGUCAUCCACAGAGUUCCUUUGUACCGCCGCCUCCACCUUCACCACCCAGACCGGCUCCUGUUCAACCACCACAAUCUAAACCUUUACCUUCACCAUCACAUCUUUCUAUCACACCCCAGAAACCAACGUACAAUAUGGACUAUUCUGAGGAAGUGAAUCAAGACUCAAAUGAAAAGGGAUCAAUCCCGUCAGCGCCCCAACCGUCUGGAUAUUCCCCGGUGGCCGCAUUGCCCGCUUUCCCAUCAACAAGCGAUCAAUUCAAGGCUCAAGUUGUGCCCGAGCAGGGGCAAGCUGUUGGCCCGGCAUCAGCUGGAUCUGGCCCUGAUGCAGACACUCAUUGGCAUAUUGAUUCAAAGGUGCCGAUCUCGAUCCCUCCACCACCGCCACCAAAGAAACCUGUUGUCCCGCCGACACCAAUUGAGAAUGACGUCGAUACUGAAUUUAGUAUUCCUGAUGAAGCCGGGAGGUUCCAUUUGUACGAGGAUCACAGUGCCGGCUCAUCCGGAUCUUCAUCAGCACAGUCGACUCAGCCAUCUACUUCUAAUGAGGCUCAGCCAUCUACUUCUCAUGAGACUCAGCCAGCGCCAUGGCAAGCCCCGCCAACCUUGCUGUCACCAGAGCCAAUCCACGUACCGAUGCCGCCUCCAAGCGGAAAUGAAGAUCAACAACCCGUCGAGGCAACCGCAUCAGAGGCAGAGCCGGAAAACUAUGUGGGCGACACGGAAUGGCAUGUUGAUCCAAAAGAACCAAUAACAAUCCCCCAAACACCAGCAAUUUCACAAAGAAAACCCAUUGUGCAAGAAAAAGUUACCGAUGAUGACGUCGAUACUGGAUUUGGUAUUCCUGACAAAGCGGGGAAUUUCCAUUUGUUUGAGGAUCAAAAAGAAGAGUCAUCUGGAGGAGCUGGAGGAGUUGGAGGAGCUGGAGGAGCUGGAGGAGUUGGAGGAGUUGGAGGAGUUGGAGGAGUUGGAGGAGUUGGCCAAUCACCUUCACAAUCACUUCCCGCUCAGCUAUCAGCAGUGCCUGAUGGUCUUGCGGCAAGUGGUUACAGUUCAUCGAGGAAACGUCGAAAUUAUCGAAUUCCGAAAAGAGCACAGCCUAAAAGAAGAAGAAGCUCGAAAAAGGCU